CUUUAAACAAAAGAGAUUAAGUCUAGUCUGUAAACUAGAUUUAAGCCAAAUAAUGAUUUAUUGACACAAUUUAUAAUUAAUUGUUACCAUAAUUCUAAUGGCGAAUAAACCAAAAGUUGAAGGUUUAUUAAUAGAUAACACUUAUCGAUUGGACAGUUAUAUGAAUGGCGGAGCUUUUGGAUUAUUAUAUAAGGGAACUAAUAUAUAUACUAAAGAAUGGUUGGCCAUUAAAUUGGAGCACAAAGAUAUUGAAUCUCCUCAGUUGCCUCUAGAGUAUAGAUUCUAUAUGUUGUUGGGCUCACAAUUAGGUAUUCCUAACAUCUAUUAUUUUGGUCCCUGCAAUGUAUACCACGCGUUAGUUAUGGAGUUAUUGGAUCCGAGUCUCGACAAAAUGUUUGCAUUGUGUGACAACAAAUUUAGUGUCAAUACAACCGCAAGAAUUGCUACACAAAUUCUGAAGAUUAUUGAAUACAUUCACAACAAAAAUAUAAUUUUUCGAGAUAUCAAACCAGAAAAUUUCCUAUUGGGUCGCACCGGGACUCCCAAUGCUAAAGUUAUUUACAUAAUUGACUUUGGAUUAGCUAAAGAAUAUAUAGAUAUCAACACUAAACAGCACAUACCUAUGAAAACUGGUAAAUCAUUGAUAGGAACUCCGAGGUAUAUGAGUUGUUGGAGUCAUUUUGGACUCGAACAGAGCAGACGGGAUGACAUGGAGUCCAUUGGAUUUAUGCUCAUAUACUUCAUUAAAGGACGACUUCCCUGGCAGAGACUCAAAGGACAUUAUUUGCAUCGAUUGCAACAAAUCGCAAAUCUUAAGAAACAAAUUACUAUUGAAACGCUUUGCACUCAUAUUCCCAAAGUUUUUGUUCAAUACAUGAAACAUAUUAGACAACUAGCUUUCAUGGAUACACCUAAUUAUGAUAUGCUUCAUAAAUACUUUAAUCAAUUAAUUACUGAUAAUUAUGCAUAUGAUUGGGAUUAUAAAAAGCGUGAUAUAAGUCUACAAACAACAUCAUCAGGUAUUACAAUACAAACUGUCGGUCUUAUGUCAUCUAAUUUAAACAAAAAUUAA
This is a messenger RNA of Oppia nitens, 1072 nucleotides long. RefSeq names its product casein kinase I-like. The transcript has a single exon. Gene Ontology annotation, cellular component: nucleus; cytoplasm; plasma membrane. The coding region runs from base 98 to 1072 and encodes 324 amino acids. The record is from RefSeq and is a predicted model, not a curated record. Gene Ontology annotation, biological process: endocytosis; signal transduction; peptidyl-serine phosphorylation. NCBI's taxonomy places the organism in Eukaryota, Metazoa, Arthropoda, Arachnida, Sarcoptiformes, Oppiidae. Gene Ontology annotation, molecular function: ATP binding; protein serine/threonine kinase activity.